Eurytemora carolleeae is the source of this 1634-nucleotide messenger RNA. RefSeq names its product thioredoxin domain-containing protein 5 (gene prtp). Gene Ontology annotation, biological process: protein folding. The record is from RefSeq and is a predicted model, not a curated record. The transcript has 15 exons. Gene Ontology annotation, molecular function: protein disulfide isomerase activity. Gene Ontology annotation, cellular component: endoplasmic reticulum. The coding region runs from base 29 to 1246 and encodes 405 amino acids. Lineage: Eukaryota; Metazoa; Arthropoda; Copepoda; Calanoida; Temoridae.
UUUGAUUCAGUUCUAAAAGAGACAAGCAAUGUUGCCGAGAUGGUUAUGUUUGGUCGUUGUUUGUGUUCUUGGUGUUCGGAGCGAGGAGGAGGAAGCGAUGAGCGCCCUGGAUUUAGGAGAGUCCAAUUUUAAAGAUGAGGUUGGGUCAGGUCCUCAUUUUAUAAUGUUCUUUGCACCUUGGUGUGGACACUGUAAGAGAUUAGCCCCAACAUGGGAGGAACUAGCGGUUAAAUAUAACCAGGCUGAAGAGAAGAGUGUUGUGAUCGCCAAGGUUGAUUGCACAAAGGAACGUGCUCUUUGCUCUGCCCAGGACGUUACAGGAUAUCCCACUCUUAAAUUCUUUAAGUCUGGGUUUGAGAAGGAGGAUGGAGAGAAGUAUCGAGGAAACCGAGACAAGGAUGCUCUUCUCUCCUUCAUCAACAAGAAGCUAGGAAACGAAGAAGCAGAGGAGAAACCAAAGGUUGAAGAAUCUGGUGAGGUUGUUGUAAAGGAAGGUCUUCAUAUCCUCACUGCUGCAACCUUUGCCAAGACUGUGGAGAAGGGGGACACCUUCAUCAAGUUCUACGCUCCCUGGUGUGGACAUUGUAUCAAGCUUGCCCCCGCUUGGGAUGAACUAGCUAAGGUUUUCGAGAAGGACGAGCAGGUUAAAAUCGCCAAGAUUGAUUGUACCGAGCAUCAGUCCAUCUGUCAGGAACAUAAUGUGCGAGGAUACCCUACUCUUGAGUACUUCAGAUCUGGACGUAAACUUGAAGCAUACAAGGGAGCUAGAGCACUUAACGACCUCAAGGACUGGGUGAAUGAGCAGAAGGUUGGGGCGGGAAGCGCCGCUACUGAGGAUGGAAAGGUCCCUGACGCCAAGGAGGAGAAACCAAACGCUGUAUUGAAACUCGAGAAAUCUAACUUCGACGAGAAAAUUAAGGAAGGCGUUGUGUUCGUUAAGUUCUUUGCCCCAUGGUGUGGACAUUGUAAAAGACUUGCACCAACUUGGGAACAAUUGGCGGAGGAAUUUCAAGCCAGGGAUGACGUAACUAUUGCUCAUGUGGAUUGUACCGCUGACAACAAUGUGAACAGAGAGCUGUGUGACGGACAAGGGGUUAAUGGGUUCCCUACACUUCUCAUCUAUAAGAAUGGAGUCAAGGUUGAUGAAUAUAACGGGAACAGAGAACUGGCUGAUCUUCAAACUUUUGUCCAGAAGAUUGUAACCGGGGAGAAGGAUGGAGAGCAGGCAGAGAAGGACGAACUCUAAUCAAAGUAGAAGGUGGAGAAUGAUAAAUCUAAUCCGUGGAGAAGGUUCAAUCUAAUCCGUGGAGAAAGUUAAUCUAAUCCUUGGAGAAGGUGGAGAUGGAUCAAUCUAAUCUGUGGAGAAGGAUCAAUAUAAUCCGCGGAGAAGGUUUAACUCAAAUACAUUCUAUCUCUAUCUGCUAUUUUGGUUUGUCAUACUUCCAAUUAUUUUUAACCAGUAACGGGUUGUAAUAAUAGUUUUUGCUCAUGUUCUCUAUUUUUUACAAUGUAACAGUUGAUAUGUCCCAACUGGUGUUUGUUAUCUUUUUGUGUCUCAAACUGUGAUUUAUGACACUUCCGUUUUGAUAUAUUGCUUGAUAUUUGCAUUUAUUUAAUAAAACUAAAACUUUUAA